CUUUACCGAUGCUCAACUUCCUAUUUUUCUCUCUUAAAACCGAAAGCAAAGUUGGGCUCACCAUCAUUCGUCUACUGUGCUUCUGUACGUACUUACAUACUCAGUUCAGUAUCCAUCAUGCCGCCCAAGACUAGCGGUAAAGCUGUAAAGAAGUCUGGCAAAGCCCAGAAGAACAUCACCAAGUCUGACAAGAAGAACCGCAAGAAGAAGAGGAAGGAAAGUUACGCUAUCUACAUUUAUAAGGUGCUGAAACAGGUUCACCCUGACACCGGUGUUUCCUCCAAAGCCAUGAGCAUCAUGAACAGCUUCGUCAACGAUAUCUUCGAACGUAUCGCUGCUGAAGCUUCCAGACUUGCUCACUACAACAAGCGUUCCACCAUCACUUCACGGGAAAUUCAAACAGCUGUCCGUCUUCUGUUACCCGGUGAAUUGGCUAAACACGCCGUCAGUGAAGGUACCAAAGCCGUCACUAAGUACACCAGCUCUAAGUAAAUUUGCUAUCAUUGACCAUGAUUA
Molecule: messenger RNA, 516 nt
Organism: Cotesia glomerata
Lineage: Eukaryota; Metazoa; Arthropoda; Insecta; Hymenoptera; Braconidae
Product: histone H2B
Exons: 3
Coding region: 118-492 (124 amino acids)
Cellular component (GO): nucleosome
Molecular function (GO): protein heterodimerization activity; structural constituent of chromatin; DNA binding
Source: RefSeq, a predicted model, not a curated record